AUGGCCCAUCAUGGGAAGGCCGAACGGCCGCCUGAGGAAACAUUGUCGCUCUGGAAACGGGAGCAAGCCCGGCUGAAGGCUCGUGUCAUUAACUGGGAUACGGAAGCGUGGCAGCGGGACGCGGACUUCUCGGGUCUGCAGAGGGUCGGAGGCGUGGACGUGUCCUUUGUGAAAGGGGAUGGUGUCAACGCCUGCGCCUCCCUGGUGGUCCUCAACUACCCUGAGCUGGAGGUGGUGUACGAGGAGUGCCGCAUGGUCAGCCUGGAGGCCCCCUACGUGUCUGGCUUCCUGGCCUUCCGAGAGGUGUCCUUCCUGGAAGAGGCCGUGCAGCGGCUGCGGGAGAAGGAGCCUGGUCUGGUGCCUCAGGUUCUUCUUGUGGAUGGAAAUGGGGUGCUCCACCACCAAGGCUUUGGGAUAGCCUGCCACCUGGGUGUCCUCACAGACCUGCCCUGUGUUGGGGUGGCCAAGAAGCUCCUGCAUGUGGACGGGCUAGAGAAGAGUGGCCGGCACAAGGAGAAGAUAAAACUCCUGCAGACUGGAGGAGACACGUUUCCUCUGGUGGGGGAUUCGGGGACCGUCCUGGGAAUGGCCCUGAAGAGCAACGACCGCAGCACCAAUCCCCUCUACGUCUCCGUGGGCCACAAGGUCAGCUUGGAGACCGCUGUGCGCCUGACACGAGCCUGCUGCAGGUUCCGGAGCCCAGAGCCCGUGCGCCAGGCUGACAUCCGCUCCCGUGAGUACAUCCGCAGGACCCAUGGGCCCCCUGGGCCCCCCACUGUGGGGCAAGAGAGGACGGGCCCUGUCCCUGUGGACGUGCCUCUCACACUCCUCAGUGGAUGGGACACUUGUCCCAGGACCUUUGUGAGGAUUCAGAAGGUGCGGAGGUCUAAGGGCAAGGGCAAGCCCCCCGAGUACCUCGGCCCACUUCCUGGGGCACAUCUGGACACUCCAACCCAGGGCCCCAGGGACAGUGAGGCAUGGGCUGGUGGCCAAGCAGAGCCAGACACUGUGAAGACCCAGGGGCCUCCUGAGCUGGCCUCCGGGAGCAGGGAUGCUGCCCUACAGACAGAUUCCUCAGGGCAGAGUGCAGUCCAGGAAGUGAUACAGCUGCUGCCCCUGGAACAUCUGUGCCGGGUGACCAGACCUCCACCCUGGCUGGCCAGCUGUUUCCUGGUCCCCAGCCACUUGCCCAUCCCCAGGCUGCUGCUGCUGGGCACUGUCCAGGGCACUACCAGCCUGCAGUGGCAGGGGGCGCUGUCUGGGGGGCUGGAGAGCUUCCCAGAGUACGGGGAGGCUGGGGGUCAGCCCUGUGCCUUCAGCCUCGGUGACAGUGCCCUUUCUGGACACUUCAGGCCUCGUGUGCCUUCACACCUGAACGUGUUUCCAGGGCUCCUCGUGCGGCAGCAGGAAUCAUAG
This is a messenger RNA of Chrysochloris asiatica (Cape golden mole), 1416 nucleotides long. It is a transcript of the gene ENDOV, whose product is annotated as endonuclease V. The transcript has 13 exons. Gene Ontology annotation, molecular function: RNA endonuclease activity producing 5'-phosphomonoesters, hydrolytic mechanism; single-stranded RNA binding. The record is from RefSeq and is a predicted model, not a curated record. Gene Ontology annotation, cellular component: nucleolus; cytoplasm. Gene Ontology annotation, biological process: DNA repair. Bases 1 to 1416 code for a protein of 471 amino acids. Lineage: Eukaryota; Metazoa; Chordata; Mammalia; Afrosoricida; Chrysochloridae.